Molecule: messenger RNA, 1571 nt
Organism: Eutrema salsugineum
Lineage: Eukaryota; Viridiplantae; Streptophyta; Magnoliopsida; Brassicales; Brassicaceae
Product: S-alkyl-thiohydroximate lyase SUR1
Exons: 7
Coding region: 47-1393 (448 amino acids)
Biological process (GO): biosynthetic process; amino acid metabolic process
Molecular function (GO): transaminase activity; pyridoxal phosphate binding
Source: RefSeq, a predicted model, not a curated record
UUAUCUCAUUUUGAAACUCCGUCCAAGUAUUCUCGGACUCAGAACGAUGAGCCAACACAUGAAUCUGUUCGUUCCUUCAUUUAAAACUGACCAAGACGAAGAAGUUGAACACAAGACGGAGACGCAGACGCUGACCGGUGGUUGCGGUGCCUGGAGGUUUAAAGGCAACAGUGCGGCCAAGGAAGCGGCCAGCGUCUCAAUGAAAGGUACCCUUGCCAGGUUAUUCAACAACUGCAGCAAAGAUGAUAUAAAGACCAUUUUGCCCUUGGGUCACGGCGACCCUUCUGUCUACCCUUGCUUCCAGACGUCUGUUGAGGCUGAGAAUGCCGUGGUUGAGUCCUUACGCUCUGGCGCCGCCAACUCCUACGCCCCCGGGGUUGGUAUUUUACCAGCCAGAAGGGCGGUGGCUAAAUAUUUGAACCAGGACCUUCCGCAUAAGAUGAAAUCAGACGAUAUAUUUAUAACGGUCGGGUGUUGCCAAGGGAUAGAGACCAUGAUUCAAGCCCUCUCCGGACCAAAGGCCAAUAUCUUGCUCCCUAGUCUCGUCUAUCCUCUUUACCAUAGUCACGCAAUACAUAGCCUAGUCGAGAUUCGCAAGUACAAUCUCCUCCCCGACCAAGACUGGGAGAUCGAUCUCCAAGGCGUUGAAUCCAUAGCAGAUGAUAAUACAGUCGCUAUGGUCAUAACUAACCCUCAUAACCCAUGUGGAAAUGUCUACACAUAUGAUCAUCUAAAGAAGGUGGCUGAGAUGGCGAAGAAGCUAGGGAUAUUGAUUAUUUCUGAUGAAGUUUAUAAUCAAACUAUAUAUGGAGAGAAUCCAUUUGUCCCAAUGGGGAUAUUUGCAUUGAUUGCUCCUGUGGUUACACUUGGGUCCAUCUCCAAGGGAUGGCUCGUCCCUGGGUGGCGAAUAGGUUGGAUCGCGAUGAAUGAUCCCAAUAACAUUUUCAAAACCACUGGGGUGAUUGAAUCCAUCAAGGAGCAUCUCGACAUUAGUCCUGAUCCAUCGACUAUUCUACAGUUUGCACUUCCAAACAUCUUGGAGAAGACAAAGAAAGAAUUUUUUGAGAUGAAUAACUCAAUACUGAGUCAAAACGUAGACAUGGCGUUCAAUGCCCUCAAGGCAAUUCCUUGCCUCAUUUGCCCUAAGAAACCCGAGUCGUGUACUUACUUACUGACGAAACUGGACCUAUCACUCUUGGAAGACAUCACAGAUGAUGUUGAUUUCUGCAUGAAACUGGCCCAAGAGGAGAAUCUCGUCCUUUUACCUGGAGAGGUAUUAGGAAUGAAGAAUUGGGUGAGAUUCUCGAUUGGAGUAGAGAGAUCAAUGCUAGAAGACGCUUUCGUGAGGCUCAAAGGCUUCUUCGCUCGCCAUAUUAAAUCACAAUCCACUUAAAUACUCAGCUUCAUUGUCGAAACCUGAUGAGGCCCUAUAUUUCUAUUGUUGUAUGCUUCGGUUCAUUUUCAUUUCGAUUUAUGUUCGAAACUUUUGUUUAAUGUGCGUAUGCUUGUCCGUUAAAACGUCGUUUUAGUCGAGUCAAAGCAUGAUGGCGCGAACUUAAUAUAUAUCUUAU